CUUUUUGUCAAGUCUGAGCGCUUCACUCAAUCUUCACUCAGUCUUCACUCAGUCUUCACUCACUCUCUACUCUCGACUCUGCUCUCCCUUCCGCCUUUAUUUGGUUCAAGCCAUGGCUUCUGUGGUUGCUGCCUUCAAGCGCUUCAUUGCGACAGACCCAGAUCUGUUAUUCAAUUACAAGACCCAACGCAUCGUCCGCAUCAAUGAUCGCCGCCUUGGAUUGAUCUACUACGCGUUCAUGCUCGCCAUUCUCGGCUACGUUAUUGGCUACACGAUCAUCUACAACAAGCGAUACCUCUUGCUUGACGACUCGCCGACAGGCUCGGUUCGCAUGUCUCUUGCCAAGCCGACGAAAGUCAAUUCCAACCAGCCGUACUGUCUCCAAAAUCAGCCCACCGUCAACGAUUACACCAACUACAUGUGCAACUACUAUGACGAUCUUCUUGUUGUCUAUCCCCGCACAGAGCAAACCGCCUUGCUUGCCGCUUCUCGGAUUACCAUUCAAAACAACACGUUGAACUGCGAUUUUGCCGCGGAUCCCAACUGCGACUUUACACCUGAAACGCCCACGAUUGUCUAUGUUGGCGAUAUUGAACAUUUUACGUUGAUGAUUGACCAUACUACCUACUCGACCAAUCUCGAUAUUCAAGCCAACGCCCAGUCGCUGGAGGGCAAGCUCUUGGAUCUGCACGGAAAUACCAUGAAGCUGACUGGUCCGAAUGUUGUGGGCCAAAUUGGCCAACUGGAUAUUUUCGAGCUCCAAACCCUCCUGCUGGCAGCCGGCAUUGCCACGUUGGAUCAAGAUUCUGGUGCGUUGAACACCAAAACCAACAACUCGAGCCUGCGUUAUACAGGCUUGGUGCUGCUGGUCCUGAUCGAGUAUGACAAUGUUCACUCUUUCGACACGAGCGACAUUCGCUACACCAUCAGUGUUCGCAGCGUCAAAAACACCCAAUUCAAGAGCGUCGAGACGCGAACUUCGACGACCGAUCAAUCCCUUCAAACAUGGGACAGGCACGGCAUUCGCAUUCUCAUUCAACAGAAAGGACAGAUGGGCAAGUUUGAUUUCCAAACCCUGCUGAUCAACGUUGUUUCUGGCUUUGGUCUUCUUGCCGUCGCCACCCUCGUCGUGGAUGUUUUGGCUGUCAGCGUUAUGCCUGAACGAGAAAUCUACUCAAAGUACAAGUAUGAUGACACUCUCGACUUUAGCGACAUUCGUGAUGGUAUCACCAAAGCUGAAGACGACCAGCUCAUCUCCAUCAAGACUCGCAAGAGUGCAGCUCAGCUUGUUGGGGUCUUGGAUUCGGCAUCUCAGCCUCUUCUUGAUGAAUCCUCUACUGUCUGAACAAGGCUUUUCUUUGGGUAGAUAGAGAGAGGUGUGUGUGUGUGUGUGUGUCCUGUUCAAUUGUCGACCGCGUCUUGUCGAUUUGUGGUGUGCAUCAAGUGGAAUAUUAUCUUCAUGAAGAAACGAAAAAUACACGGUGACAAAGCAAAGCGAAACAAACAAAACAAACCAGCAUUGUUGUGGCUGGCUCAAUAAAGUGACAACACCCAAA
This is a messenger RNA of Capsaspora owczarzaki ATCC 30864, 1556 nucleotides long. NCBI's taxonomy places the organism in Eukaryota, Filasterea, Ministeriida, Capsasporidae. The record is from the annotation of a RefSeq genome assembly.